This is a messenger RNA of Spea bombifrons (plains spadefoot toad), 1446 nucleotides long. It is a transcript of the gene GPR39, whose product is annotated as G protein-coupled receptor 39. Gene Ontology annotation, molecular function: G protein-coupled receptor activity. Lineage: Eukaryota; Metazoa; Chordata; Amphibia; Anura; Pelobatidae. Gene Ontology annotation, cellular component: membrane. The transcript has 2 exons. Bases 69 to 1403 code for a protein of 444 amino acids. Gene Ontology annotation, biological process: G protein-coupled receptor signaling pathway. The record is from RefSeq and is a predicted model, not a curated record.
UCUCACUUCCCAGUCUGUCUCACAAUCUUUCAAUCCCCGGCCUGUCUCUCCUCCACACCUCCCAGGUCAUGCAGCCACCAGAGCCGUGCCCGGAGCGGAUCAAUGACUCUCAUGUGCCGGAGUUUGAGGCAAAGCUGGCGGUCAAGGUGGCCCUGAGUGUGGUCUAUGGUCUGAUCCUGGUGGCAGGUGUGUUGGGGAACGCAGCCACCAUCCGAGUGUGCUGGGCACUCCGGACCCGAGGGUACCUGCAGCCCCCUGUCUCGCGGCAUCUAGUGAGCCUGGCUUGUUCGGAUCUGCUGCUGCUCGGCCUGGGGCUGCCUGUCGAGCUGGUAUGGGGCAUAUGGCUGCCGUUCGCGGCCAGCCCGGGUGCUGUGGCCUGCAAGCUCUACUGCUUUGUGCUGGAGGCAUGCAGCUACUCCACCCUGCUGCAUGUAGCCACCCUCAGCCUGGAGCGCUACACAGCCGUGUGCCACCCACUGCGCCCCCUGUCUGGACCACGGACCACCACACUGUUCAUUUGUCUGGCGUGGCUCGCGUCUGCGUGUGUGGCCUGCCCACUGCUCUUCACCAUGGGGGCAGAGUACCCGCUAAACCCGGCAGACGGCUGGAGCUCCAACUGCACCGGCUCCCAGGGGCUCUCCAGCAACGUGACCAUGUGCACCAGUCUGGCCUCCCGCUGGACGGCUUUCCAGGCCAGCAUGUUCUCGGCCUCCGGAGUCUACCUGCUGGUAUUGGCCUCUGUGGCAUUUAUGUGUCGCAGGAUGAUGCUGGCCCUGCAAGUCACCGGUGUACCUGAGGUGAGGGUCCGGAGUGGCCGCGGCUCCGGGGAAGCCCACAUGAGCAGGAGCGGCAGCUCUCCAGAGGCCAAGGUGGCCAGAAAGCAGAGCAUCGUCUUCCUGGGUCUGAUUGUCGGAUCUCUUGCCCUCUGCUGGAUGCCUAAUCAGAUCCUGCGCAUCAUGGCCGCCAGUAUCCCGAAACACAACUGGACAGUCAGUUACUUCCGCACCUACAUCACCCUGCUCCCCAUAGCAGAUACCUUCUUCUACCUCAGCUCCGUGGCCAACCCCAUUUUAUACAGCCUCUCGUCCAAGCAGUUCCGAGAAGCCUUUGUGCAGGUUCUGCGAUGCCACUUGACUAUCGAACACGCCAACAAAGCCAGGUUCCUGCAAGUCCAAUUAAACUCCACUAAAAGCAGCACCAACUACAAACGUCCCCUAAUCUUCACAUCUUUAAGGCGAAGCUUUUCUUCAAACGUUGCCAAAGAAAAGUCAUUUAGCACGUUUCAGAGCGAGUCUGAUCCUUAUUGCACCACAACAAGUCUAACCUCAGCCAGCUCAAAGGUGGAACUGAAAGCUCCAGAGACGGAAGUUUGCGCCAACGGACUCUGUGAAAGUGAGAUCUGAGGCCGUGGAGCAGGAGGAAUGUCAAACGUAUCAUGGGAUACAU